Leptopilina boulardi is the source of this 1999-nucleotide messenger RNA. RefSeq lists its product as uncharacterized. The transcript is spliced from 9 exons. Lineage: Eukaryota; Metazoa; Arthropoda; Insecta; Hymenoptera; Figitidae. The record is from RefSeq and is a predicted model, not a curated record. Gene Ontology annotation, molecular function: DNA binding. Gene Ontology annotation, biological process: negative regulation of DNA-templated transcription. Bases 291 to 1880 code for a protein of 529 amino acids.
UACAAUUUUUAUUUCCUUGUUUUAUUUUAAAAAAUGUCAUUAUUGUUAUUAUUUUCUAAAUAAUUAAUUUAGUAACAUAAAAAUUGUGGUACGCCGGUAUAGUUGCAUGGCGUAUACAAUUUUUAUAUUAAUACAAUUUUUUUCUUGUGGGCAUCAUACAGAUGUCGCUUCGUCGCUUCGAGUAGCUACUCUCGGGCGCGCAACAGAUUCAAAAUCAUUUCAGGCAUAUAGUGAGCAAAUACAGUUGCGUUCGCAAUAACUUUGGAUUUGUUUUCUGUAUUUUCGACAAAAUGAGUUACGCGUGUGCCAAAUUCAUGAAAACUUGUGUUCGACACAAGUUAUUAACAAUUGUUGAAACGAAAAAUGUUAAACAUUUUAAAGGCGAUGAAGUGGAACGAAAAAAAAAUGUUCGUAUUAUCUGUGGUGACGGAUACUGUGGUGCCGUAUUACUUUUUUUAGGAGAAACGAAGAAAAGUGUAGAAACUUUUAUGGCGUCAACUAAUAACAAUAAAAGAAUGAAAAUUCCCAAUUUAAAAAAUAUGGACUCUUUCACUGACACGGAUUCCGAAAAUGAUAAAAAAAAAAAUUUUAAGCGAAAAGUAGAUAACAACAAUGAAACUCAGAAAAAUAUUUUAAAUGCCAAGUUGGCAAAAAUGGCAGCAGUUUCUCAACCUACUAUAACAUCAAUAACAGUACCGAAACCUGCAAUAAAUGUGUCUGAAUUUGAUAAAAAUGUGCCAAGACCGUCCGAGAAGAUUAAAGAAUUAUCGGUAAACUUAAAUAGAAUUGCUUCUACACUAAAUGUCAGUAACUUUGCAGUUGAUAAUAUUAUACAAAAUGAAAAUUCUAUAAAUUUUGAUAAAAUUCAUCAACGUGAAACUCCUUUAAUUCUCAAAACCAAAGAAGAUUUUAAUAAUAAGGAAAACGAAACAAAGAAAAAUGACAACAAUGAACUCAAACUUAUUUUAAGGAAAAAAGAUAUUGAAUUAAAAAAAUGUAUAAUCGAAAUUAAAAAAUUAAAAAAACAACUGGAAGAUGAAAUGGAUCAGAAAAAUGACCUGCUUUUGUUAAACAUGGACUUACAGAGAACGGUCAUUGGACAAUUUUCAAAUUUACAUUCUAAUUUAAAGGAAUUGACGAGUGAGGUUACAGAGGUAGCAAACAUGUCAGGAAAAGAGUGUGCGGACUUGAUUAGUGCCAUUAAAGGAGAUGAGAUACACCUGGGUCGUAAUAUUUGGAUAAAGAAGACUGUAUAUGACGCCAUUAAAGGAAAAUCUCGCAUUACACCAGCUUUAUUUGUAAAAGAAAUAGCUUUGGCCGUCUUCGGCAUAGAUACACUCUUAGCCAGUACGGUUACAGGCAAAACAUCAAAUAGGUCCAAAAGUAAAAAGAUCGCAGACGCAGAACAGGAGAUAUUUAAAUUGGAUCCAAUUAAAUUGAUGGCUAUUGGGGAUAUAACGUUCCAAUGGAUGAGGGUAGAGUUGAAAAAAAGCCAGAUGGAGUCCGAACUAGAAAAAGCAAAAGUGGGUAAAUACAUUUCACAUAAAAUAAGUGAAAUGAAAAGAUGUAUUAAAAAAUGCGAAGAGUCAACUGCAGUUACAAGUAAUGGAGCAGCAGAAGAAAAAUUUUGUCAAGAAAUAGAAAGUGUUGAAAAAGUAGAGGAUAUAUCUCUAAUUGGAAACGAAGGUGAUAACAUGGAAGUGGAUGAAAGUAAUGAUAAAAGUGUAGCAUCAGAUGGUGAUUAUGAAUUUGACGACUUGUCAGGCAAUGACAAUGAUGACGACAGUAUUAAUGACAAUGUAAAUGACAACUACCAAGAUCCCUUAUUCAUCGAACCCUUGAACAUGAAUGACAAUUUAUUUGAUGAGAAGAAUAUUUAAUAGUGUAUUUAGGUUUAUUUAUUAAAAUAUUUUAUUAAUAGUAUUCAACUAAAUAUAUUAUAUCAGAACAUUUGAAAAUUUUAUUCCUAUUAUAUCAAUGUACUUUAGUUUACAUACUA